Molecule: messenger RNA, 1666 nt
Organism: Esox lucius (northern pike)
Lineage: Eukaryota; Metazoa; Chordata; Actinopteri; Esociformes; Esocidae
Gene: plrg1
Product: pleiotropic regulator 1
Exons: 15
Coding region: 118-1656 (512 amino acids)
Biological process (GO): mRNA splicing, via spliceosome
Cellular component (GO): precatalytic spliceosome; Prp19 complex; catalytic step 2 spliceosome
Molecular function (GO): protein binding
Source: RefSeq, a predicted model, not a curated record
AUUUCAAUGUUGAACAUCUUCUGCGUUUGUUUAGCCAGCUGAAGUUAGCGAAUUUUCUAAAUCUGUUUCUCGACUAUUUUAUAAAUAGUCACGCUAUCUGGAUUAAUAGCAUCAAACAUGACUGAGGAUGUACAAAAGCACUCCGUGCACACGCUCGUGUUCAGGUCCCUCAAGAGGACUCAUGAUAUGUUUGUCGCUGACCACGCCAAGCCGGUCGUCUUAGAUGACACAAGUCACAAAGUGAAGAUGGCCGCGAAGCUGAGGGCUGACUAUGGUGCUAUUCUACACAUGCCCGUUCUGAAGGAGGGCAAGGACAGGACCCCCGUGUCCGACCUACAUGGCAAUAAGAACUACGCCCAACCUGACGAUCCAGAGUACAUGAUCACUGGAACCCACGCCUACCCCUCCGGACCUGGGGUGGCCCUGACAGCCGACACUCAGAUGCACAGGAACCCCAGUGAGGGGGGUGUACAUGCCUUGGCUCUGGCUCUGCCUCCAUCACAAGCCAGGCUGGACGCUAGUCGCACGGCGGCCGGCGUCGCGGACAUCCACAGGGCCGCGGGGGGAGCCGAGAGGUCGCACGCUUCUCAUUCGCACGCCAUGUCGCUUCUGGAAGGAGGCGGCACCAAAAACUCUUCCCUCGUGGUCAGGAAAGCCCCGACUAUGCCCAAGCCACAGUGGCACGCGCCGUGGAAGCUUUUCCGGGUCAUCAGUGGUCAUCUGGGCUGGGUGAGGUCCAUUGCGGUAGAGCCCGGCAACCAAUGGUUUGUCACUGGUGCCGGCGACAGAACGAUUAAGAUCUGGGACCUGGCCAGCGGGAAGCUGAAGCUCUCCCUGACGGGGCACAUCAGCACGGUGCGCGGCGUGGCCGUGAGCACGCGCAGCCCCUACCUGUUCUCCUGCGGAGAGGACAAGCAAGUCAAGUGCUGGGACCUGGAGUACAACAAGGUGAUCAGGCACUACCACGGCCACCUCAGCGCCGUGUACGACCUGGACCUUCACCCCACCAUCGACGUGCUGGUCACGUGCAGCCGGGACGCCACUGCCAGGGUUUGGGAUAUCCGGAGCAAAGCCAACGUGCACACCUUAUCUGGACACACCAAUACGGUGGCCACAGUUCGAUGCCAGGCCGCUGAGCCCCAGAUCAUCACAGGGAGCCACGACUCGACCAUCAGGCUGUGGGAUCUGAUAGCCGGGAAGACCAGAGCUACACUCACCAACCACAAGAAGUCGGUCAGAGCGCUGGCCCUACAUCCCAGGCAGUAUACCUUUGCUUCCGGGUCAGCCGACAACAUAAAGCAGUGGACAUUCCCAGACGGCAACUUCAUUCAGAACCUCUCCGGGCACAAUGCUAUCAUCAAUGCCAUGGCGGUGAACUCGGACGGCGUGCUGGUGUCUGGAGCGGACAACGGUACCAUUCACCUGUGGGACUGGCGGACGGGCUACAACUUUCAGCGGAUCCAUGCCGCCGUGCAGCCCGGGUCGCUGGACAGCGAAUCCGGUAUCUUCGCCUGCGUGUUUGACAAUUCUGAGAGCCGUCUGAUCACGGCAGAGGCCGACAAGACCAUCAAGGUGUACAAAGAGGACGACACGGCUACUGAGGAAAGUCACCCGAUCAACUGGAAACCAGAGAUCCUCAAGAGGAAAAGAUUCUAGUUUUGCUGCC